Molecule: messenger RNA, 1121 nt
Organism: Lactuca sativa (garden lettuce)
Lineage: Eukaryota; Viridiplantae; Streptophyta; Magnoliopsida; Asterales; Asteraceae
Product: protein BPS1, chloroplastic
Source: RefSeq, a predicted model, not a curated record
AAGUCAAUCUUCUUCCGAAUGUCCUUGUUGUACUCAUAGUAUGUCAACCGGCAAACACAAUACCACUAGCGCAAACUUCUAUAUAAGCUUCAACUACCAACUAAUCGACCAUAUCAAUAACACAAAACUAUCACAAUGAUUCUCCAAUUAAACAGACUUGGGUUUUCCCACCAUAAUCACCAUCGCAAUAUGUCUGAAGCUUCUUUUGCUUCCCUUCAAGCUUUUCGAUUACAAGUGGCCGGAAACCUACACCGGGUAAUGGAAAGUUUCAUUCUUGGAUCAGGCGUCUUGUCCAUCAAAUGGAUCCACCAAUGUUUUCGGAUAUUACCCAUAUUGAACAAUGAGUUUGCUAAGCUAAUGGGGGAGAUAGAUUAUCCGGUGAGCAGUUGGGAAGCUUGUUCGAUUGAAGAGUAUCUUGAUUACACCAUUAGCAUGUUGGAACUGCUGAAUGCAAUCAGUUCUUCUCUUUCUCAUCUUAAUCAAGCUCGGGUGUCGCUCUCACAUGCUUUGAGCCUCAUGAAAAACUCUCCGGGUUUUGAUGUGGAACGGUUGAGAGAGAUUACAGUGCAUGAUUCGGUCAAGGGAAUCAAAGGGAGUGAAGGGAAUGGAGAAAGGAAUCGGAAUGAGAAAGAAUGGAUAUUUCAUGAAGGUAUGAUGGUUCUCAGGAGUACUGGAUUUUGGACUUGUGGGGUUGUGUUGUCGGGAUUAAAGAGUGAUGCUAGGCCGAUUAUGGAGAUUAUGGGAACUGGGAUGGUGGUGGAUUGUUCGUUGAUACGUUUCGAUUCCAUGUUUAGGAAGAAGAUUACCGAGGAAAGGGGAUUGGUAAAGGAAUUGGAAGAAGUGAAUGAGACUUUGCGUAUGAUUGUAUUAAAGGGUGUUGGUGAUUCCGAUGCUGUGAUUGAAUUGAAGAGAAGAUUGGAUGUGAUUGGGAAUGGAGUAAAGGGUUUAAAAGAAGAAGAAGAAGGUUUGUUUGCAGAGUUUAUGGCUGCAAGAAAUAAAGUGCUUGAGACACUUCGAGCGAAAAAUAAAUAACUAACAAUCACUUUUAUUUUCUUUUUGUAUAUAUUAAAUGUCAAAAAUCAUGUAUUUGGUCAGAAAAUGUUGUAACAAUAUCUUUAUUU